AUGGCCGAUGAGAAGUCUGAUAGACUAAAACUCGAUAGCCUCAGACCGGGUAUUUCUAAUUUCUACAUAAACUCGAACAUUUCCUGGUUCUUAUCUCCUCAAUGGAAGUUUCUACAUGGCGUCAUUGGCGAUGAUCACUUCUUUGACCUCUUAACUAGCACUUGCCUCUUUUUGAAACUUGAAAACGGUUGCCUGGCGCAGGUUGCUGGCACUCCCGUAUUCUACGAUAACAAGUACAAGCUCAAUAAGCCAGCCCCAGCUAAACCUUCCCAAAUUGCCAUCGCCAGACACAGACUCUUCUACGGUCGACCGCUCUUCUAUUCAACAACGAACAAGGUUUACGCUAUUGGUCUGCCUACUACGCACGUCCUCAACAGACUCGAAGGCAAGGUAAACAACUUCACCGCCUCUCCACCCCUCUACCUUAUCGCACAUAUAUUUCCACACCAGCACAAACUGCGUAGCAUGUUUGACGCUGCAAAUGGCAUCACCAUGUCUUACAACAGAUUGAUGCGCGAUGCAGAGAUUGAAGCCUCUAAUCCACACACCCCCACGCGUCUCAAGCAAACUCAAGUCCUGUUCCAGCGCAUGCUCACUCGUCAUUUCAAUUUGGAUUACGUCUCUGUACUUAAACGUCACUGUGCGAGCAAGACUAGAGGGCGCAAUAUAGACAUGACGCAGUACAUGGAUGAUGAUUUCGUUCACAUGUCGGAGCAUAUCCAAACACAAAGUCAGUUAGACAAAGACACCACCCUCGCAACGCAAAUGUCCAACCAGAGUGAUGUAGUACCCAUACCCUAUCGCCCGGACAUUAAAGCUCCGCCGUCUUUCCAGGAUCUUCAAUGUGGGCAUGGCGAGGUGAAGGCAUUCGCUAAGCAUGUCUUGUCAGACAUUAUACCUGGGGAGUUGUUCGGUUCUACGCACAACAAGUUGAGGAUAUUCGAUAGUGUUGACGCCUUCAUCAGUAUGCGCAAGUACGAGACUCUCACGCUGCACGCUCUCGUCCAAGGACUGCAGGUGAACGACUUCAAAUGUUUCUAUUCUGCUCAUUACAAGCAGGAGAAUGGGCGGAGUGAGAGGAUUCCCCCAAGUGAGCAGACCAAGGUGACACAGGUUGUACUCGAGUGGAUUUACUGGAUAUUCGAGGAUCUUCUCAUACCAUUGUUGAAGAACACAUUCUACGUGUCGGACUCCUCCGCGGACAGGAAACGCACGUACUACUUCAGACACGACGACUGGCUGCGCGCCACCGCGCCGCUUCUGGAGCAGCUCUCGAGUAGCAUUUUUGAGCGAGCGAGUGAGGAUCUGACGCACAGCUACCGCACACUGCAACCAUCCUAUGUCCGUCUCAUGCCGAAAGAAACGGGCGUGCGACCGAUAGUGAAUUUGCGCAAACAGAACUGGGUCGAUGAUGACCGGCUUGGUCACAAAGUCGGUUACAGGCGGGGUCUAUCCAUCAACCAUAUCCUGCGAUCGGCAUUCGAUGUGCUCUCGUACGAACGUCUGCGCCAGCCUAACGCUAUGGGUGCUAGCCUCCUCGGCGCUCAAGAGGCAUUUGAGAGACUGAAGGAGUACAAGAAGCGGAUUAUUGGUGGUGCUGGUGAAAGUACCCAUCGGAAAUUUUACCUCAUAAAAGCUGAUAUACAGUGCUGUUUUGAUACAAUCGAUCAACAAAAACUGCUCAAUAUGCUCGAUGAGAUAAUAAAGGAUGAUGACUAUGUUAUUCUGAAACAUCACACUCUCGCUCGUCACAAUGAUACGUAUAAGCGCACUUUCAAGAGACAGGCUGUACCGGAGUAUGAAGAGGAAUCGUUCAUAGACUACUCGAAGAAGCUGUCCGAAAAGCUGCGCAAUACCAUCAUUGCUGACCAGGUAGUCCAUCCGCAUAUAGAAAAGAAUGACUUAUUGAAGCUGUUAAAGGAGCACAUAAUGGAAAAUCUGAUCAAAAUUAACAACCGCAUCUAUCGUCAAGCUACGGGUAUCCCACAAGGUAGUAUUUUAUCCACUAUACUGUGCAGUUUCUUCUACGGAAUGCUUGAGCGGAAUGAGAUGGAAUUCGUUCAGCAAUCACCUUCAGCGUUGUUGUUGAGGUUUAUAGAUGAUUUCCUGUUCAUUACUACGGACAGAGAGGAAGCUCGUUACUUUCUUCAAGUAUUGCGCAAAGGGUUCCCGCAAUACGGUGCACAUAUCAGUGACCACAAGACACUGGUCAAUUUUGAUAUCAGUUUCGACGGUGUCGAGACAAUCAACCGGUGUCAGAGACCAGACGACUACUUUCCCUGGUGUGGGAUACUCGUAAACUCGAAAACGCUCGACGUAAAAGCAGAUUACGGCAAGACAUUCGAAACGGAUAUACGUAAUUCUUUCUCAGUUGGUGAUGGGUGCAGAAUCGGUGAGACAGUUGUACAGAAACUGACGCAAUCUUUCCAACAGCACGCACAUGCACUCUAUGCUGAUUGCAAUUUCAACUCGAGCGAGACGGUGAAGCGAAACCUAUACGAAAAUUACCUAGUGGCGGCUGUUAAGAUGGGCGUGUUCUUGACUGACGUGUUGGACUGGAAGAGGGUGAAUGUCGCGUAUAUUCAACGCGUCGUUGAAAAUGUCGUACAGUUUGGCGUGCGAUACACCCUCUUUAAAGCAUCAACCAAGCAGGGCUCAUACUGUACUGUGCCGCCCAGACUUAUCUACUGGCUCGGCUAUAAGGCGUUUGAGAGGGUGCUCGUCAAGCUCAUGUCUGAUUCUUCCCUCAAUAACGCCAUCAGAGCAGCAUCGAGGAAGCUGCUCAGAGGUGUCGGUGCUACUGUCAACAAAGGAAUCUUCAAGAGGUACCGCACUAACAGAAACCUCAACAGCAUCGUCAAACACUCUUUAAAUCAUCUUUACUAA
This is a messenger RNA of Wallemia ichthyophaga EXF-994, 2886 nucleotides long. RefSeq names its product Telomerase reverse transcriptase. Lineage: Eukaryota; Fungi; Basidiomycota; Wallemiomycetes; Wallemiales; Wallemiaceae. The coding region runs from base 1 to 2886 and encodes 961 amino acids. Gene Ontology annotation, biological process: telomere maintenance via telomerase. Gene Ontology annotation, molecular function: telomeric repeat DNA binding; telomerase RNA binding. Gene Ontology annotation, cellular component: telomerase catalytic core complex. The transcript has 5 exons. The record is from RefSeq and is a predicted model, not a curated record.